Messenger RNA from Hippocampus zosterae (dwarf seahorse), 1889 nucleotides. RefSeq names its product lymphocyte specific protein 1 a (gene lsp1a). Gene Ontology annotation, molecular function: calmodulin binding; myosin binding; actin binding. The record is from RefSeq and is a predicted model, not a curated record. Gene Ontology annotation, biological process: muscle contraction. The transcript is spliced from 13 exons. NCBI's taxonomy places the organism in Eukaryota, Metazoa, Chordata, Actinopteri, Syngnathiformes, Syngnathidae. Bases 104 to 1561 code for a protein of 485 amino acids.
CCCAUCCGGGACAGGAAGAAGAAGAAGAAGAAGCAGCAGCGCCAGGCAACUCUUGAAGCCGGUCGCCGCUUUGGGGCGAGGUGCAACCAGAAGAAGCCCGAAGAUGUCCGCCGCACUGCUGAGGAGAAACUCCAGCAGACAAGGUCUCCAGAACCUCAUCAGGUUGACCGCUCAGAGGAGCGUCGAGGACGCCGAGGAAGCGGAACGCCAACGCAGGAGACGAGCCAGAGACCAGUCCUGUCGCAGGAACGGCGACGCGGCGGACGACCCACACGUAUUGAAACCUGACCGCUCGCCGGAGGAAGACGAAGGCUUCGGCGACCGGACGCGGCAGCGCCCCCCGGAGGGCACCGGGGGAUGGCGGCCGGAGGACGAGGACCGGCGCGACGCCUUCGAGGCGGCGCUGGAAGACCUCCGCCCCGCCUCCUCCGGCAUUUGGGCUUCGUCUAACUCCGCUGGCGUCGGCCGCGGCGAGGAAGGCGAAGGCGGCGAGCCGAGGCCGCGGACGGACCACCCGGAUUCGCUCCGUCGCAGUCAGGUGGAGGAACGGCAACCGACCCGAGCGCCAUCCGCCGACAAAGUUUUCCUUCUCCGAGAUUCCAAAGCGGACGCGGACGCCGGCCAACGGGAAGUGACAUCCCGGCACUCUGGCGACCAAUCAAAGAGCGAGUCCCCCAGGUGCGCCGAGCGGGGCGAGACGGAGGCCGGCCCGGAGGCGGAGCCUCGCCCGGAGAAGAUCUGGCAGGGCCUCCGGGAGCCGGAGCAGCCGAAGCUCCGACACGCCCGGGCCGAGCCGGAGCUGGCGGAGAGGACGGAGCUGAGGACAUGCCUCCGAAGCCAGGAGGAACGACGGCAACGAGACCAGCGACGGCGGCGCCUCGCCGACGAGGAGGCGAGUCAUGCCCGGCGUCUCGAGGAGAUGGCGAGGAGGGGGAUGGACGCGGCCGAGAGGAUGAAGAUGUUGAACGGCGGCGGCGGUGACGACCCGCCAGAGGUCUUCAGCCCCGUCAAGACCCCCACGCACAAAAUGACGGAGAGGACCGAGUCGCUCAGCCGCUCCCUGAAGAAAAGUAACGGUUUCAAAAAGAUGCCGACGGUCGUCCUCGUGGGCAACAUCGACGACAAGAUGGAGCAGUACGCGAACGCCGUGGAGAACUCUCAGGAACCUCGACGCUCCAAGGCCCCGGCGACGAACCUUCCCAACGCGCUGGAGGCCGUCAACUCCAAGAAGGUCUUGUUCCAGGCGCCCAAAACAACAACUUGUCGGGACACUGACAGUUUAAAAGUGGGCGUGGCCAACCGGAUCACCCAGUGGGUAAAGGGCCAACCGGACGGCGGUCGACCUCCGCCGAGCCGAGCGUCGGAUGUGAAGUGUGGAGAUGUCAUGCGCAAGAAGAACAUGUGGGAGGUUCUCGGAGACUCGUCGGGGAGGUCCCCCGCGAACGUCAAGGGCGCGGCAGCCCCGAGUAAGACGUACACCUUUGUGGUGACCGGACACGGCAAGUACAAGAAGAUCUCGGCGGACCAGGAACACGCCACGAACAGAAAGUCGGAUUUGUGACGCGGUGGCCUUUUGUGCAGCUCGGCCACGCCCGACGCUGCAACACUUGAUUACGGACAGUCGAAGUUGCUCCGGGACAGCUUGUGCGUCUGCUGACAGCGGUCCGGUCAGUCGCACCUUCAUCAAUUUUUUUUUGUGGUUUUUUUUUGGGGGGGGAUGACGUCGGAGCUGGACAAUCACUUCCUGUUUGCAAUUUGCUGUCCGUGGUUACCUUGCAAUCACCGAGGCCUUGUGCAGUUGUAUGUCUUUUGUACCAUCGAUUUUUGUUGUUUUUUUUGUAAUACAACAAUGAUCCCGUACGAUUGACUUAUCGCUACAAAAAAUUUUG